Molecule: messenger RNA, 4916 nt
Organism: Bicyclus anynana (squinting bush brown)
Lineage: Eukaryota; Metazoa; Arthropoda; Insecta; Lepidoptera; Nymphalidae
Product: WD repeat-containing protein 13
Exons: 11
Coding region: 134-2059 (641 amino acids)
Cellular component (GO): nucleus
Molecular function (GO): promoter-specific chromatin binding; protein binding
Source: RefSeq, a predicted model, not a curated record
GUACUCUAUGGGUAGAAUUUAAACGUCACUGUCAAAAAUUUUGAUAAAAUUAUAAUAAACAAACAAAGAUUUACGAGCUUUUCAAGUUUUCAGCAAAAGUUAAUUAAAAAUACUAGAAACAAGCAACUGAAACAUGGCUGUAGCCUUCCAGCAACAGAUAUUUGCUCUAGACGCGCGGUUCAAUGCAUAUAGAGCUCCAGGAAAUCCUAACUUCAAAACAUUAUAUAUUAGGCGAAGGAGUCAACUUCUUAGAGAAAACUCAAAAUUCAAGGACAUAGACACCAUUAAGAAGUACAUAAAUAUAAGGAGUCAGUUGCUACAGAGGAGGUAUGGUGUUCAGGACAACAUAUCCAUCAGUUCAUCGUCAUCUCGACAAAGAUCUAACAGCAAGGCAAGUUUGGCAAUUGAAGACAGUUUUACUAUUAAUGCACCAAGAAAAGGUGAUGAUACUAUAUCAGAAAACUAUGCUUUUACUGGAGUACAUCAUAUAUUUGACCAGCAUUCAAAACAAGUAACAAUGGUGAAGUUUGCGAACAAUGACCGUUCAAGGCUAUGCUGUGUGUCUGAUGAUUGCACCGUCUCGGUGUGUAAUGUCACCUCCACACCUCCGAAGGUCACCUUCAUAUUAGAGGGACAUGUUGAAGCAGUUACCGGGUGCGACUGGUCCGCAUCCAACGACCUGAUCGCGACGUGCGCGCUGGACGGCAUGCUGAUGGUGUGGGACGCGCGCACUGGCCGGCGCCUGCGCAUGGUGCAGGACCAGCUCACCGCGCCACUGCUGUGCUGCGCCUUCCAGCCCGCCAACAACAACAUGCUCAUUGCCGGCAACGCUAGAGGUAUGGUGGAAGUUCUCAAUGUUUCGACAGGAAUAUAUCCCAGAGGCGGCACCAGCAUCGUGGGCGGGCGCGUGACGGCGCUCGUGUGCUCCACCAGCGGCAGGAUAUUCUGGGCCGCCAACGAUAAGGGCAUGAUAGUGAGCUACCGCAUGUCGAGCUCGGGCGCCAUGCUGAGCAAGCUGCGGCGCUGCCAGGUGGGCGGCGCCGUCAGCAGCCUCAGCUGGAGCCCCUGGCUGGCGCGCCACCCCGCGCUGCUGGUCAGCGUCGCCGACAACUCGCUCAACUUGUUCAGGAUCACGGAGAGCGAGGGCGGGCUGGUGCUGCGCAAGCGCUUCGGCACGCGGCACGAGGCGGCGCCGGUGCGCUCGUCGUUGUGUCCGCUCGUGUCGUGCGCUGCUGCACGUGUGUUGUGUCGCAGGAUCACGGAGAGCGAGGGCGGGCUGGUGCUGCGCAAGCGCUUCGGCACGCGGCACGAGGCGGCGCCGGUGCGCUCGUCGUUGUGUCCGCUCGUGUCGUGCGCUGCUGCACGUGUGUUGUGUCGCAGGAUCACGGAGAGCGAGGGCGGGCUGGUGCUGCGCAAGCGCUUCGGCACGCGGCACGAGGCGGCGCCGGUGCGCUCGUCGUUGUGUCCGCUCGUGUCGUGCGCUGCUGCACGUGUGUUGUGUCGCAGGAUCACGGAGAGCGAGGGCGGGCUGGUGCUGCGCAAGCGCUUCGGCACGCGGCACGAGGCGGCGCCGGUGCGCUCGUCGUUGUGUCCGCUCGUGUCGUGCGCUGCUGCACGUGUGUUGUGUCGCAGGAUCACGGAGAGCGAGGGCGGGCUGGUGCUGCGCAAGCGCUUCGGCACGCGGCACGAGGCGGCGCCGGUGCGCUCGUCGUUGUGUCCGCUCGUGUCGUGCGCUGCUGCACGUGUGUUGUGUCGCAGGAUCACGGAGAGCGAGGGCGGGCUGGUGCUGCGCAAGCGCUUCGGCACGCGGCACGAGGCGGCGCCGGUGCGCUCGUCGUUCUGCCCGCUGAUGUCGUUCCGGCGCGGCGUGUGCGUGGUGAGCGGCUCGGAGGACUCCGGCGUGUACUUCUACGACGUGGAGGGCGACCCGCAGCACGCCGUCGUCAACAAGUUGCAAGGUCACGCGGCCGCCGUGCUGGGCGUCAGCUUCAGUUACGACGAGAGCCUGCUGGCCACCAGCGACGUGUCGGGGCUCGUCAUCAUCUGGCGGCGCCGGUGACGUCACCACCACCGCCACCUGGCCACACUAUAGUUGUGACACUAAUUAGUACAAGAUCACUCAUAAGAACUGUGCUGAGUUGUGUACGAUCUCUCAGUGAUCUUGUGCUUAUAGUUACUUGUGUAUAGCUACUUAACCUUAGAAAUUGAAUGUCAUUAUCAAACCAUAUUAGUCUCACUGCUGAGCUCAAGUCACCUCUCACAGUGAGAGGGGUUAGGCCAAUAGUCCACCACGCUGGCCCAAUGCAGAUUGGCAAAUUUCACUAAUGAAUUAAUAAAAUUCUCUGGUAGGUGUGCUGGUUUUCUCACAAUGUUAUUCCUUCAGUUUGAGACACGUGAUUUUAAUUUCUUAAAAUGCAUGCAACUUAAAAAAUUGGACUGGAGGGACAACCCACACCCCCCGGAAUCGGAGGCAGAGGUAACAUCCACUAGGCUACUACGGCUUAAGUUAUGAAUGCACUAUAGUUAGUAAUAGAAUGUAAUGUUGCGUUUGUUGUAGUACUAAAUAUUAAUUGUUAAAAUUAUGAAUACAGAAUAGAUUGAAAAUUAUUUAUGUUAUCAAAAUAAAAGUCAUUCAAAGUCACAAUUUUUAUUAAUUAUUUAUUUUUCAUAUAAAUACUGUUGAAUUAAUAAAGUAAAAGAAAUAAUAAAUAGGUACAAUUAUAACAAUAAUUAUUUUAUUGGACAAUUCAUUCAGAUAAUUCCUUGUUACAAUGUAAACAAAUCCUUCGUAUUGGAAAUAUUUUCGAAACAGAUUAGCAUAUUACAAUUAAUUUAUAAAAGCUAGCAAUUACAAAGAAUGCAAGACCACAGACUUGGCUUAAGAUUUCGAGUUGAAAAAGUGAUAUCGACCUAAUUAUAUGUUUCGCCCAAAUAUAGUCGAAACAUUCCAUAUUACUCCAUACAAAUACAACAUUGAAUAUGAAAUCAUUGCACUGUACCCAGACAGUCAGCAAAUGACUCGUUGUGCCAUUUCUCUAUCAUUUAUGGAUCACGACUCAGUUGAUAACGCGCUGACUAGUACGUCUACUUACUAACUGUCACAUGAUAUCAGCCGUGCUAGGUAUGAAGAAGUCAGUAAAAAUACUUUCUUAAAUUUUGUAUGGUAAAUACUCGACAAAACGUCACAUUUUUCGAUUCGAAAACUUAGACCACGACCCCAGAACUAAUAUCAGCAUCUACAAAAUCUAUAUCUCUAAGUAAUCCAAACAAAAUGAACAUCUACCAGCGUAUUUACAUCUGUACAUUAACGAAAAAUAUCUAAAAAAUAAAACUGUAAAGAACAAGAGUUUCAGAACAAUAAAACACGUACGAAAUACGAAUAAAUUUUUCAUCAAUAAAAAAAAAAUUUCAUCUCCGAUUAACUUUUAUUAAAUUAUAUUUACAGCAGUAACUAAACAACUAAAAUGCGAUGAUAUGGAAAUGAGAACAAUUGCACACGAGACACGCUUGGACGAAUUGCACAUCUGAUGACACGACCGCGGCGCGAUACUGGCGCCCUCAUCUCUAUGACUAUCUCCUACACGCAAAAUACAUUUCGUGACGUCAUCCAUGACACCUUUUCGCAUGAGAAAGGAGUAUGACAUCCCUAAAUUGCAAUUAGAGUGCGCGUAAGAUAAGUCUGCGCGCGACUGGCGGCGCAAUUAUGUUGCCAGCGUUAGUGAUCUCUUUUACCCGCUAAGAGAUAGAUAGAGAUAGACGACAAGAUGGCGGCACUUUUGAUUAGUUCCGAUUUUGGCCACGCGCAAAGUUAUCGUGCGAAUACUCUACGACAAAACUAAAGUCCUUGCUGACUACAGAAUAUAAUCUUCCACUUUCCUGAUAUGAAUAGUACCUAAUAUUUGCUAUCUCGGUAACUUCAAAAGAGUGACUGAUUGAAAAAUUUAAUCUACAUUGUUAGUUGGCUGAGUGAUAAACUUUAUUUAAUGAAUAUAUAAUGAUUUAUUUAUUUUGCCAUCAUCCGCGAAAAGUCGACGAACCCAUGCGACAACGUCACCCAGGUCCGGCAAAAUACUCUCUACGUACGUUUCACCCCGAAACCGGAGCAUCCUCAGGAGAUGUUGACUCUACAACGUGCAACAGGGCCGGCCCGUCCAUAUGGCGAACGGAGCGGUCGCUCCAGGCGCCAAAAUGGUAAAGAAAAAUAAAAGAAAUUUCUUUCUUUUCGAUUGCCUAUAUAAGGAACGCUAAAAACUUUUCAAAUGUCCCUAGUAUAAUGUUAGGAGCAAACAGGAGAGGCGCCAUAAUUGGAUCUCGCUCCAUUCUAAAAUUUACUUCGGGCCGGCGCUGACGUGCAAUUGCACGUUGUCGCAUGGGUUCGUCGACUUUUCGCGGAUGAUAGCAAAAUAAAUAAAUCAUUAUUUAAUCAUGAUGAACUUCCGCAAAGUAACGCCUGCUUCUAUCCAAUACUUUAUUUAAUGAAUUUUAUAUAGAGAGUGCUUUAAUUUAUUGAAAGACAUUGAGGUAGCGAAAAGUCCAACAGUAUUUAAAGAUUUUAGAAUUUGGUUUUAAUUGCAUAGUAAAUUAUUCAAAUACCGAAAUACUCAGUCCAAGCAUUUUAUUCAUUUGGUACAAAUAUGGACCUAGACAGGCUCACAUAUAAUGUACUAAAAGUUCAAAUUAACGUUUUUAAAAUAUCAAGAUUGGCUAAUGAAGACUGCAAUCAAAUUAAAAGUUUAGUAGCGCAUUCCCAAAAUUAUAGUGCAAAUAUUGGAAUAACUCAGUUUGAUACUUGAAUUUUCAUUACAUAGGUUUUUUUAACAAACACUAAUAGAUUUUUUUUGCCAGGUGAUUUCAGUCUCUUCUUUCAGUAGCCAAAUUCAACUAGACAUAUUAUCAUUCUUUUAAAUCAUUAUAAU